GAGAACAGACGUCAAACUGCCUUAUGAAUAUUGAUGCGGAGGCUAGGCUGCUUUCGUAGAGAAGCAGAAGGAAGCAAGAUGGCUGCCCUUUAGGAUUUGUUAGAAAGGAGACCCGACUGCAACUGCUGGAUUGCUGCAAGGCUGAGGGACGAGAACGAGGUUAGCAAACAUUCAGCAGCAGACCCUCUCAAGAUUGUCUACUUGCCCUUCUUCUUGUUGAGCUGCCACACUUGGAAGCAGGAGAUGGGCUCAGCAGCAGCCAACAGGCCAUGAUCCAGAAGGAGCAGUGAGGGAUAGAGCUGCUGAAUUCAUUCAGAGGGCAGCCUUGUGGAUGGCCCCGAAGCAAGCCUGAUGGAACAGGAUAGAACCAACCAUGUUGAGGGCAACAGACUAAGUCCAUUCCUGAUACCAUCUCUUUCUGCCAUUUGCCAGACAGAACCUCUGGCUAUAAAGCUGCAGAAUGGAAGCCCGUUAACUGAGAGACCUCAUUCAGAAGUAAAUGGAGACACCAAGUGGCAGUCUUUCAGAAGUUAUUAUGGAAUACCCUCUAUGAAAGGAAGCCAGAAUAGUCGUAUAAGUCCAGACUUUAUACAAGAAGGUAGGGGGUAUUCCAAGUGUUUGCAAAAUGGAGGAAUAAAACGCACAGUUAGUGAACCUUCUCUCUCUGGGCUCCAUCAGAAUAAGAAAUUGAAACAAGACCAAACGGCUAAUGGAGAAAGAAAGAACUUCGGGGAAAGCCAAGAAAGAAAUCCAGGUGAAAGCAGCAGUCAACCAAAUGUCUCCAAUUUGAGUGAUAAGAGAGAACCUGAGAGUAUAGCUCAAGAAAACGCAGUUAAAGAUUUAGCCAGUUUUUCAACACAUAACUGCAGUGGGUCCGAAAAUCCAGGGCUUCAGAUUCUGAAUGAGCAGGUGGAGAAGAAUGUCAACUACCAUGACAGGAACAUUGUAUUACUUCUUAAAAACAAGACAGUGCUAAUGCCUAAUGGUGCUACAGUUUCUGCCUCUUCCAUGGAAAACACACAUGGUGAACUCCUGGAAAAAACACUGUCUCAAUAUUAUCCAGAUUGUGUUUCCAUUGCGGUGCAGAAAACCACAUCUCACAUAAAUGCCAUUAACAGCCUGGCUACUAAUGAGUUGUUGUGUGAGAUCACUCACCCAUCCCAUACCUCAGGGCAGAUCAAUUCCCCACAGACCUCGAACUCUGAGCAGCCUCCAGCACCAGUUGCAGUGGUGACUGAGGCCUGUGAUGCUGAUAAUGCAAGUAAACCACCUGCAAUGCUCGGUACCUGUCCCUUUCAGAAACCAGAACAACUACGACCACAAAAAUCAGUUUUUGAGAUAUGCCCAUCUCCUGCAGAAAACAGUAACAACCGAGGAACCACAAAGCUAGAAUCUGGUGAAGAAUUCUGUUCAGGUUCCAGCAGCAAUUUGCAAGCUCCUGGUGGCAGCUCUGAACAAUAUUUAAAGCAAAAUGAAAUAAAUGGUGCUUACUUCAAGCAAUGCUCAGUGUUCACUAAGGAUUCCUUUUCUGCCACUACCACACCACCACCAUCACAAUUGCUUCUUUCUACCCGCCCUCCUCUCCCACGUAUUUCUCAGCUUCCUUCAGAAGGAAAAAGCACUCUGGAUGAUGGAGUUUUAGAAGAACACCGUCACUACCCAAACCAAAGUAACACAGCUCUUUUAGGGGAAGUGAAAAUAGAGAGGCCCCCAGAGGCACCACCAUCCCAGAGUCCUAACCCAUCUACACAUGCAUCCAGUCCCUCUCUGAUGCUUCCAGACAGGCCUCAGAAUAACUGUGUUAACAAGAAUGAUAUACGGACUCCAGGGACAACGGGUAUUCCAUUGUGUUCUGAGAAAACACGACAAAUAUCAGAAUAUCUCAAGCAUAACUCACCAAUUCUUGGUAGCAGUGCAAAUCCACAGGGCCACUGCCAGCAGUUAAUGGGACACAAAGAGCAAGAGAUUCUGAAGGGUCAACAUAAGGAACAUGCACGAGAGCAUGAGCUCUCAACACAGUCCUAUUUGAAACCAGGGUGGAUUGAAUUGAAAGCCCCUCAUUUUCAUCAAGCAGAAUCCAAUCCGAAAUAUAAAGAGGCAUCAUUGCGGUCAAUUCUUCUGUAUGAAUCCCACCCUUCCAAUCAGAUGACCUCCAGACGAUACACUGGAUAUUCCAAUGUGCGUGGGGGGCUCCCACGGCAAGCUUAUGUCCAGAAAUUAAUGCAGCUGGAGCAGAGGUCACAGAUGUACCAAGCUGAGUUGAAUCAAGGGCAGUCGCAAGGUACAGUGGACCAAAACCUCCAGUUCCAAAAACCCUCACCCCAGGUGCACUUCUCCAAGACAGACCCAUCACCCGAAGCUCACAAGCAGUCACUGUGCGCCCCAAGGCUUCAUUUUCAAUCAAGACCAGAUCCCCAAACUCAGAAACUCAUACCCAUGUCAUUAAAACAGCACUUGAAUCAACAGGCUUCAGAGGCUGAGCCUUUCUCAAAUUCACAUCUUUUGCAGUUUAAGCCUCAUAAGCAGGCAACACAAACACAACCAUCCCAGAAUUCACAUCUUCCUCAAAACCAGCAACAACAGCAGACAUUACAAAUGAAGAAUAAAGAACAAAUGCCUCAGACUUUUUCACAUCCCCAGAGCAACAGUGAUCAGCGAAGAGAAGGAUCGUUCUUUGGCCAGAUUAAAGUAGAAGAGUGCAUUCAUGGUGAAAAUCAGCAUUUGAAAUCAAGUGAGUUCCAGACUCAUAACACCCAAAUAGGACUGGAGCAAAGGCAGAAUAUGAAUAGUAGAAAUGCCCUUUAUGGUCAGAUCCUAAAAUCAAAUACAAGCAAUGUACAGCUUUCUUGUGGGAACAAUACACACUUAGUUCCAGAGAAGAAAGAGCAGACCAUAAAUACUGAACUUUUUGCAGGAAACAAGACUCAAAACUUGCACCACAUGCAAUAUUUUCCAAAUAAUGUGACCCCAAAGCAGGAUGUAUCUCAUAGGUGCUUUCAAGAACAGGAGCAGAAGCCUCAACAAGCUUCAGUUCUACAGGGAUAUAAGAGUAGAAACCAAGAUAUGUCUAGUCAACAAGCUGCACAACUCGCUCAACAAAGGUACUUGAUGCAAAACCAAGCAAAUGCUUUCCCUGUGCCUGACCAGGGAGGAAGUCACAUUCAGACCCCUCCCCAGAAGGACAUUCAAAAGCACGCUGCUCUAAGGUGGCACCUCUUACAGAGGCAAGAACAGCAGCACACACAACUGCAAACUGAGACUUGCCAUAAUCAGAUGCAAAGGCCCAUUAAAGUUGAGCCUGGGUCCAAGCCCCAUGCCUGUACGCGCCCCAUGUCAGCACAGCCAGAAAACAAAAUGUGCAAAAAAGUAACUAAGCAAGAGAUUGCACCUCAGAGCUGUGAUAAUGUGCAGCAAAAGAGCAUCCUUGAGACUAUGGAGCAGCAUUUGAAGCAGUUUCAGGUCAAAUCAUUAUUUGACCAUAAGGCUCCUCCGCUCAGAUCACAAAAGCAAGUAAAAGUUGAAAUGUCAGGGCCAGUCACGGUGUUAACUAGGCACACCACUGCUGCAGAACUUGAUAGUUACACCCCAGCUUUAGAGCAGCAAGCGACACCUUCUUCAGAAAAGACACCAACCAAAAGAACAGCUGGUUCUGUUCUCAAUAAUUUUUUAGAGUCACCUUCCAAAUUACUAGACACGCCUAUAAAAAAUUUAUUGGAUACACCUGUCAAGACUCAAUAUGAUUUUCCAUCAUGCAGAUGUGUAGAGCAAAUUAUUGAAAAAGAUGAAGGUCCUUUUUAUACCCAUCUAGGAGCAGGUCCUAAUGUGGCAGCUAUUAGAGAAAUCAUGGAAGAAAGUCAAUUACAGGUAUGCAAGUAUUUACCUGAAUCUCCACAAUUACUCCUGCAGGUAGAAGACUCUUAUGAGAGAGAUAAUCAAUGCAGAGAGGGACUCUCAUAUAGGUUUGGACAGAAGGGUAAAGCUAUUAGGAUUGAAAGAGUCAUCUAUACUGGUAAAGAAGGCAAAAGUUCUCAGGGAUGUCCUAUUGCUAAAUGGGUGGUUCGGAGAAGCUGCAGUGAGGAGAAGCUGCUGUGUUUGGUGCGGGAGCGAGCGGGCCACACCUGUGAGGCUGCGGUGAUUGUGAUUCUCAUCCUGGUAUGGGAAGGAAUCCCUCUGUCCCUGGCUGACAGACUCUACUCAGAGCUCACGGAAACACUGAGGAAAUACGGCACUCUCACCAACCGGCGGUGUGCCCUGAAUGAAGAGAGAACCUGUGCCUGUCAGGGGCUGGACCCAGAGACCUGCGGUGCCUCCUUUUCUUUUGGUUGUUCAUGGAGCAUGUACUACAAUGGAUGUAAAUUUGCCAGAAGCAAGAUCCCAAGGAAAUUUAAACUGCUUGGGGAUGACCCAAAAGAGGAAGAAAAACUGGAGUCUCAUUUGCAAAACCUGUCCACCCUUAUGGCACCAACAUACAAGAAACUUGCACCUGAUGCAUAUAAUAAUCAGAUUGAAUAUGAAGACAGAGCACCAGAGUGCCGUCUGGGUCUGAAGGAGGGCCGUCCAUUCUCAGGGGUCACUGCGUGUCUGGACUUCUGUGCUCACGCCCAUAGAGAUUUGCACAACAUGCAGAAUGGGAGCACAUUGGUAUGUACCCUCACUAGAGAAGACAAUCGAGAAAUUGGCGGAAAACCUGAAGAUGAGCAGCUCCAUGUUCUGCCUUUAUACAAAGUCUCUGAUAUGGAUGAGUUUGGGAGUGUAGAAGCUCAGGAGGAGAAAAAACGAAAUGGUGCCAUUCAGGUACUGAGCUCUUUUCGGCGGAAAGUCAGGAUGUUAGCAGAGCCUGUCAAGACAUGCCGGCAAAGGAAACUAGAAGCCAAGAAAGCUGCAGCUGAGAAGAUUUCCUCUCAGGAGAACAGCUCCAAUAAGAACGAAAAGGAAAAGUCAGCCUCGUCACGUACAAAACAGACUGAAAAUGGAAGCCAGGCUAAACAGUUGGCAGAGCUUCUGCGGCUUCCAGGACCAGUCACGCAGCAGUCCCAGCAGCCUCAGUCGCAGCCUCAGCAAUCACAGAAGCAGCCACCACAACAGCCCCAACAGCCGCAGCGACCCCAGCAGCAGGCCCAGCAGCAGGCCCAGCAGCAGGCCCAGCUGCAGCAGCCCCAUCACCCCUUGACUAGUAACUCUCAGUCGGAGGCUGUCAACUCUUACUCUUCUUCCGGACCCACCAAUCUAUAUAUGAGACGGCCCAAUCCAGUUAGUCCUUAUGCAAGUUCUUCACACACUUCAGAUAUUUAUGGAGGUGCCAACCCAAUGAACCUCUAUUCCACCUCAUCCCAAGCUGCAGGAUCAUAUUUUAAUUCUUCUAAUUCCAUGAACUCCUAUCCUGGGCUUUUGAAUCAGAACAACCAAUACCCAGCAUAUCAGUGCAAUGGGAACGUAUCAAUGGACAACUGCUCCCCGUAUCUGGGUUCCUAUUCUCCCCAGUCUCAGCCCAUGGAUCUAUAUAGGUAUCCAAGCCAAGACCCUCUCUCUAAACUGAACCUACCACCCAUCCAUACACUAUACCAGCAGCGGUUUGGAAAUAGCCAGAGUUUUUCUUCCAAAUACCUGGGUUAUGGAAACCAAAAUAUGCAGGGCGAUGCCUUCAGCAGUUGUACUAUUCGACCAAAUGUACACCACGUAGGGACAUUUUCUCCUUAUUCCACUCAUGAGAUGGAUAGCCACUUCAUGGGAGCCGCCUCUAGAUUACCACCCCAUUUGAGCAAUCCAGACAUAGACUAUAAAAAUGGAGAACAUCAUCCAUCUUCUCAUAUCAUCCAUAACUACAGGGCAGCUCCAGGCAUGUUCAACAGCUCUCUUCACGCUCUGCCUCUCCAAAACAAGGAGAAUGACGUGCUUUCUCACACAGCUAAUGGGUUGUUGAAGAUGCUUCCGGGUCUUAACCAUGACGGAACUGCUUCUGCCCAGGAAGGCUUGUACAAAUUAAAUGAUGCUAGCAGUCAGGAAAAGCAGCCUUUGGUGCCAGGUCAGGGCGUGGCUUCUGCUGCAGAGGACAAUGAUGAGGUGUGGUCAGACAGUGAGCAGAGCUUUCUGGAUCCUGACAUUGGGGGAGUAGCUGUGGCUCCAACUCAUGGGUCGAUCCUCAUCGAGUGUGCAAAGCGUGAGCUGCAUGCCACAACCCCCUUAAAGAAUCCCAAUAGGAAUCACCCCACCAGGAUCUCGCUUGUUUUUUACCAGCAUAAGAGCUUGAACGAGCCCAAACAUGGUUUGGCUCUCUGGGAAGCCAAAAUGGCUGAAAAAGCCCGUGAGAAAGAGGAAGAAUGUGAAAAGUAUGGCCCUGACUACGUGCCUCAGAAAAUCCAUGGCAAAAAAGUGAAACGGGAGCCCCCUGAGCCACAUGAACCUUCAGAACCCACUUACCUGCGCUUCAUCAAGUCCCUUACUGAAAGGACCAUGUCCGUGACCACAGACUCCACUGUAACCACAUCUCCAUAUGCCUUCACUCGGGUCACCGGGCCUUACAACAGAUACAUAUAAUGUCACCCCUUUUGUUGGUUACCUCAUUUGAAAAGACCACAACCAACCUGUCAGUCAUGUAGUUCUCGUGACGUGGGCAGUAGGGAAAGGACACAGUAUUCAUGGUAAAUGUGGUGGGAAAAACCUUGGCUCACCAGCAAAAUAGAGGUGACUUUACCGUAGCACUUAAUUUCCACUGACUUCUAAGUGGUCACAGAUGGCAUCUAGGAAAAAGACCAAAGCAUUCUAUGCAAAAAGAAGGUGGGGAAGAAAGUGUUUUGCAAUUUGCAUUUUUAAACACUGGUUCUAUUAUUGGACGAGAUGAUAUGUAAAUGUGAUUUUCUUUUUUUUCCCCUUACAACUCUACACAUCUGUGACCACUUUUAAUAGUAUCACGUUUGCAUAGUCAUGGAACACAAACAAGUACUGUAGCAUUACAGUGGCAGGAAUCUUAAAAUACCAUCUGGUGCUGAAUACAUGAUGUACUGAAAUACUGGAAAUACGGCUUUUUAACAUGCAGUUUUUACUGUAAUCUUACUAGUAACUUUUAUUUAUCAAGAUAGCUACAGGAAGUAUAAAUGAAUAGACAGCAAAACACUGAAUUUGUUUGGAUGCUCUAAGAAAUGGUGCUAAGAAAAUGGUGUCUUUAAUAGCUAAAAAUUUAAUGCCUUUGUAUCAUCAAGAUGCUUCAGUGUACUCCAAAGCCCUUGAAUAAUAGGGGUACCUUUCAUUCAAGUUUUUAUCAUAAUUACCUAUUCUUACACAAGCUUAGUUUUUAAAAUGUGGAUAUUUUAAAGGCUGCUGGAUUUUGCUCAUCCAGUGAUGUCCUUGUAGGACAAUAAACAUAUAUAUGUACAUAUAUAUUUACAUAUAUAUAUGUACAUACAUGUAUAUGUAUAAGUAUUUUAAAUGGUGUUUUAGAAGCACUUUGUCUACCUAAGCUUUGACAACUUGAACAAUGCUAAGGUACUGAGACGUUUAAAAAAAAAAAAAAGUUUACUUUCAUGUUAGAAUGCAAAGUUGAUUUUUUUUUUUUAAGGAAACAAGGAAGUUUUGAAAAUGUUUUUCCUUUUAGCCAUGCAUCUGCUGAUGAGCAGUGUGUCCAUUUUUAAUACAGCCAGUUAAUCCAAAACGGGGCUUACUGGAUUCACAGGAAUAUGUCAGUCCACAAAAUAUGUUUUUCUGGUGCUCAUCUCUCAUGCUAUACUGUAAAACAGUUUUAUACAAAAUUGUAUGACAAGGUCAUUGCUCAAAUAUGUACAAUUUUAAGAAUUUUCUAUUAACUGCAGGUAUUAAUUCACCGCAUGCUACAGACUCAACAAAGCUAGUUCACUUAAAAAAAAAUAGGCCUGUGUUAUUUCAUCGAUCUGUAUGCUCUUCCAAGACCUGAAUGGCAGUCUGCCUUUGUGCUGAUAAUAUGUGCAUUGUGAUGUUGUCAUUUCUUAGCUUAAGUGUCCUCUUUACCAGGAAGAUUGAGCAGACUGAUGCCUGCAUAAGAUGAAUAAACAGGGUUAGUUCUGUGUGAAUCUUUUGAUUAAAAAACAAAAACAGGCAGCUGGUUUGCUGUGGUGGUUUUAAAUCAUUAAUUUGUAUAAAGAAGAAGUAAAAGAGUUGUAUAGUAAAUUAAAUUGUAAACAAAACUUUUUUAACACAAUGCUUUAGUAUUUUAGUACUGUAAAAAAUUUUAAAUAUAUAUAAAUAUAUAUAUACAUUAUAUAUAUAUAUGGGUUUGAAGCAGAAUUCACAUCAUGAUGGUGCUACUCAGCCUGCUACAAAUAUAUCAUAAUGUGAGCUAAGAAUUCAUUAAAGGUUUGAGUGAUGUUCCUACUUGUCAUAUACCUCAACACUAGUUUGGCAAUAGGAUAUUGAACUGAGAGUGAAAGCUUACAGCAUUGUGUACCAUCAGUUUUUUCCAAGUCUUUUUUUAUUAUUAUUAAAAAAAAAAAAAAGCAUACCUUUUUUCAAUACUUGAUUUCUUAGCAAGUAUAA
Molecule: messenger RNA, 8502 nt
Organism: Loxodonta africana (African savanna elephant)
Lineage: Eukaryota; Metazoa; Chordata; Mammalia; Proboscidea; Elephantidae
Gene: TET2
Product: tet methylcytosine dioxygenase 2
Exons: 12
Coding region: 352-6534 (2060 amino acids)
Biological process (GO): positive regulation of transcription by RNA polymerase II; myeloid cell differentiation
Cellular component (GO): nucleus
Molecular function (GO): DNA 5-methylcytosine dioxygenase activity
Source: RefSeq, a predicted model, not a curated record